Selaginella moellendorffii is the source of this 1661-nucleotide messenger RNA. RefSeq names its product G-type lectin S-receptor-like serine/threonine-protein kinase SD2-5. The transcript has 4 exons. The record is from RefSeq and is a predicted model, not a curated record. Lineage: Eukaryota; Viridiplantae; Streptophyta; Lycopodiopsida; Selaginellales; Selaginellaceae. The coding region runs from base 25 to 1458 and encodes 477 amino acids. Gene Ontology annotation, molecular function: ATP binding; protein kinase activity. Gene Ontology annotation, biological process: protein phosphorylation.
UUCGGCUUUGCCUCCCUCUCAACGAUGUGGUUCACUAGGAAGAGCAAGUCCGAUUUUCUCCCACAGCUCCUCCCGAAGAAGUUCUCCUACAGCCAGAUACGAAGCAUGACGAAGAACUUUAGUACCAAGCUCGGGAAUGGGGGAUUCGGCCAGGUGUACGAAGGAUUUCUCAAGGACGGGAGCAGAGUGGCUGUCAAGGUUCUCAAGGAAUGGUCCACUCAGGGAGAGAAGGAAUUCAAAGCGGAGGUGAUUUCCAUGGCGGGGAUCCAUCACAAGAAUGUCAUUCCCUUCAAAGGCUACUGCACUUCUCGCAGGAUCCUCGUCUACGAAUUCAUGGUGAAUGGCUCGCUCGACAAAUGGUUGUUUGCGGAGCCAGGAAAGGAGCGACUGCUGGACUGGCCAAAGCGGUACGAGAUUGCGGUGGGAAUGGCCCGAGGCUUAACUUAUCUGCACGAAGAAUGCACACAGCAGAUAAUUCAUUUGGACAUCAAGCCCGAGAACAUACUUUUAGACGAGAACUUUUCUCCAAAGGUCACCGAUUUCGGACUGUCAAAGCUGGUGGAUCGAGACAAGGCCAGGGUCGUGACCAACAUGCGUGGAACUCCGGGCUACCUCGCUCCCGAAUGGCUUAACUCCAACGCUCCAGUCUCCACCAAAGUCGAUGUAUACAGCUUUGGCAUCGUUCUCCUGGAGCUAAUCUGCGGAAGAGAGUCAUUCCAAAUCUCUAGCAGCAAGAGCUCUGAAGAAUGGUACUUACCGCCAUGGGCGAGCAAACUUGUAGCCGAGGGACGGGGACUGGAGCUCGUCGACACACACCUCAACGAGGAGGUGGAGUACUUUUACCAGGAUCAAGCCAACCGGGCAAUCCAGACGGCUCUGUGUUGCAUCCAGCAGGAUCCAUCCAACAGACCAUCGAUGAGCCGAGUCCUCCAGAUGCUGGAAGGCGUGAUCGAUGUUCCAAGGAUCCCUACAAAGCAAAAAACCCAUCAGACCGCGGAUGAGAGAGUCCGAGAAGAGCUCAAAGCCUUUACAGCGUGUAUCAAGAAGGAAACGACCUUGCGAGCAGCGUUUGAUGCCAGCGAUCGCAGCACAGGGACCUCCAGCACGGAUUUCAACCUCUCCGACCCGGAUAUCGCGAGCAGGACGCCGCUGCGAUGGCCGCUACGCGGCGACAUUGUGAACAUCCAGGUGAGCGAUGUGGCCGGCGAUUUCGUCCACGCCGUGGUGCGCGACGUGAAACCCCAACAGCACCAGGUGAAGCUGGGGAUCCUGUACAAGAUCGACACCGCCAAUCGCUGGGGCGUGAUCGAGGAGGAGGCGCGGUGGAGGAACUGGAGCGUGCUGGUGUCGACGCUGCGGCACUGGACGGCCGUGAAGUGGGUCACUGUGCCGGGGCCAGUGGGAGGGUACCAGAGAUUGCCGGUGGAGUGGAUCGCCGCCAAGCCACAGCUUCCCUAGGAACGUAAGAACCCUAUUCUCAACGGUCCGAAUUUUUCUAAGGGAAUGUAGCUCAGAUGGUAGAGCGCUCGCUUAGCAUGCGAGAGGUACUGGGAUCGAUACCCGGCAUCUCCAAGCAAGAACACGUUACGUCAGAAUUUAAUUGAAAUCGCGCCAGCCAUAUACGUUGGAAGAACAUGGGAGAAAUGCUGGCAAACAACUAA